Didymella exigua CBS 183.55 is the source of this 4494-nucleotide messenger RNA. RefSeq lists its product as uncharacterized. Gene Ontology annotation, molecular function: histone demethylase activity; DNA-binding transcription factor activity, RNA polymerase II-specific; transcription coregulator activity. NCBI's taxonomy places the organism in Eukaryota, Fungi, Ascomycota, Dothideomycetes, Pleosporales, Didymellaceae. The transcript is spliced from 7 exons. Gene Ontology annotation, biological process: regulation of transcription by RNA polymerase II; protein demethylation. The record is from RefSeq and is a predicted model, not a curated record. The coding region runs from base 1 to 4494 and encodes 1497 amino acids.
AUGCCGGGCGCGCGCGAGCCGACCCCGCCGCCGCCGCCCGCGGUCGAGCCGCUGUCGCCCGUGCUGCAGCCGACGGCGCCCACGCCCGCGAGCCAGCAGCCCCGCGGCCAGGGCGACGACACGGCGCCGCACCACACGCGCCGUGCCUCGUACGCCGCGCCCGCGCCCACCGCCCGCGCCCGCCCGCACGACGCACCGCACACGCUCGACGAGCGCCCGGCGAAGAGGGCCCGCUCCGAGUUCUACAGCGCCGCCUCGCCCACCUACGCCCGCCAGCACUCGCGCCCGGCCACGAGCCACAACCCGGGCUGGUCCCCCUACGUCGAGCACACGGCCGACGCGGGCAUGCGCGUGCACCCGGCCAACGGCGGCGCAGCGCCCAAGCAGGCGCACAAUCCAGACAAGCGGCUGUCGGACGCGCAGUUGCUGCUCGACUUCUUCCAGGUCUCUGCCCACACGGCCCAAACGCCGCCCUCGACAGCAAAGCGGUUGAGCACCACACACACCCCGCAGACCACACACAGUCUGCAGACCACACACAGUCCCCAAACCACACACAGUCCACAACCCACACACAGUCCACAACCCGCACACAGUCCACAACCCGCACACAAACCGCCCUCGCUUCCCGCCCAUGUUGCAUUGCCCGCACCGGCCAUCCAGACACGCACACCCCCAGCGGACACUGCACAACCUCGACCAAUGUCCGACACCGCCACUGCCACUGCCGAGCACGCGAAACCGAAAAAGCACCAGGGCUGGCCCAAGGGCAAACCUCGCGGCCCGCGCAACACCCCGACCAGCACCAAGAGGAAGAGGACCGCGCCCAGGUCCAAACCUGCAUCCUCUGCUAGUGCCAAAUCAACUGCUGACUCGCUCCACUCGCCCUCGGGCAAUGCCAUCCCCACGAGCGUGAGCGCGAACGCGUCUGCUUUUGCGUCUGCAUCUGCGUCUGCAUCUGCAUCUGCGUCUGCAUCUGCAUCUGCGUCGGCGUCUGCGUCGGCGUCUGCCAACCUCACCCCGCCCUACGACCACGCGCCUGGCCCACGCCGCCAUUCCUUCUCCAAUUCUUUUUUAGUGUUGCCGACUACUGAUGUGCCUUCUAACGCUGUGCGCGCUCAGUCUGUCCCGCUCCAGAUCCUCCUAGGCACAGCACCACCGCCCCCCGAACCCCGGCGCCGCGCCAAAGCCCACCCGCACCCCGAGCCCGAGCUCGUCUGCGCCUCGUGCAAGUCUUCGGACUCGGAGGUCAAGGUCGGCGAUGGCGAGCAGUGGAUCGGCUGCGAUGGCUGCAAAGAGUGGUACCACUACGCAUGCGCUGGCUUCAGCAGCGAGCGCGAGGUACGCGAUGUGAACAAGUUCUACUGCGAACCGUGUAGACCCAAGUUUGGUCAAACAACGAAGGUUCGCAAGUCUGUCAGAACCCACACCACCGUUGACUACGCCGGCCUGAACCAGGGCCUGUUGCGCACGUCCGACGACAACCCCGAGCACCACUACAUUGCCGCCUUCAAGGACGGCACCAUUGACUUCACCCCCGAGACGUUUGCGCGCAUGCCGCCCGAGCUGCUCUCGGCCGAUUUCUUGGAGAAGAGCAACGGCUUCCGCGAGCCCAUUCUCGUUCCCCGCCACCUCAACCCUCGACCUUGGCACGCAGCGGACUCCGUCGAGCAGUCCGUCGAGCCGUCCGUCGAGCCGUCCGUCGAGCAGUCCGUCGAGCCAGACGCACGCUUCGAAUACGAGACCAACGCCGACGACGGACAGGAUGAAUUGGGCAUGGUCAUACCGCAAGGGCUGACGGUCCGCCGCGUCGCCGAACUGUACGGCGCCAACGAGACGGUGCCCGUCAUCGACGUCAAAGCGCAGGAGGGCGAGGCCAAGAAGUGGACCAUGUCCAGGUGGGCAGACUACUACGAACAGCAAGGCGAGAAGCCCGUGCGUAACGUCAUUAGCCUGGAAGUCUCGCGCAGCCGGCUCGGGAAGCUCAUUAGGCGACCAAAGGUCGUGCGGGACAUGGACUUGCAAGACUCGGUCUGGCGAGAAGACGACAAGUUUGCACCUCCGCCCGUGCAGUUCUACUGCCUCAUGUCCGUGGCAGACUGCUUCACAGACUUUCACAUCGACUUUGGCGGCUCUUCCGUCUUCUACCACAUCGUCAGAGGGAAAAAGGUCUUCUUCUUCAUACCGCCGACGAAGCAGAACAUGAAAAAGUACGAAGACUGGUGCCUCUCGCCCAAUCAAGGACACGAUUGGCUCGGGAAGCAGGUCAAGGAAUGCUACCGCGUCGACCUCUACCCAGGAGACACGAUGCUGAUCCCCUCUGGUUGGAUCCACGCUGUCUGGACCCCUGAAGACAGCUUGGUCAUUGGCGGCAACUUCCUCACUCGCAUACACUAUGGCAUGCAGCUUCAGGUCCUCGAGGUCGAAAAGACCACCAAGGUCGCCCAGAUGUUCCGUUACCCUUUUUUCCAGAAGAUCAUGUGGUUGACCGUCAUCAAGUAUCUAGAGGAAGAUCCAGUCCCCCAGUCGGUGCAGGAGCUCCUGCAAAGCGGCGGGCAGUUCAGGCGCGAAACGCCCGUCUGGUGCGAGCCUGACAAGUUCGGCCACAACUCGCGCCUAGGUCCAGCCAACUACAAUCGGCGCUACUAUCCCAAGCACGAGCUCGAGGGUCUCACGGAUGUGCUAAACUACAUCCACCGAACCGUCAUGAUAUCGCUGGACAAGAUUGAAAUGCCGCAAAAGACACGCAACGCAGUGACCAGGUCCAUACCAAAGGGCCAUGGCGAGCCCGUCGUGCUGGAACGCCACUUCGCCAUGUGGAUCGCGUGGAAGCGUGGCAACGAAGCCAUUCCAGCCUGGGCUGUCUCGGACGCUCCUCUGCCUGCGCCAGUGGAAGUCGCAAAGAGAGCAAGUUUGCCUCCGGUCAGAAAGACGGAGCACGAAAGGAAGACGGAGCACGAAAGGAAGACGGCACACGAAAGGAAGACGGCACACGAAAGGAAGACGGAACACGAAAGAAAGACGGCACACGAAAGAAAGACGGAACACGAAAGAAGGAUCGAACACGAAAGAAAGGUAGUCGAGCCAGUCACGCCUUCCUCCGCUGCGCCCAUGACCGGCUUUCUGCGUCCGAGCGCAAACAACCCUCACAUCACGACCCCGAAGACGUCCCAGCUUGGGCCAAAGCGAGUUGCAUGCGACGCCUGCCGCAAGAGGCGCAUCAGGUGCAAACACAAGGACGAGCUUGUCGACUCGUCCAAGCCCGGCAUGCACACGAUCGACCUCUCUGGCUCUUACGGCAUAUCCGUCAAGCGUCGUCUCAGCGACCACUCCAUCGUCGACGGUCUUGCUGCAGCCGUGGCCGGCCCGGUCAACGGUGGUCCCAUCAUGGCCGACGUAAACGGCGAUCCUUAUGCACUCAAGUCUGGUCGCGUCAAGGCGUGUGCUGACUGUCGCAAGAGCAAGCGCCGCUGCGUGCACGAUGAGUACGGCAACGUCGAUCCUAUCAAGGCAAACGAGGUGCCCGUCCCGAGAGGCUCUGCUGCAAAACGCCGACGUGUCAGCGAAGAAGAUGCAGCUUCCAUGUCCAAGAGGAUGAAGCAGGAGCCUUCUGCGGACGACGGAGGGUUCAGCAACGGACACCAUCCGCGACACUCGCUGCCACACCAGUUCAACAUUGGUGGCUCCCUUCUCCAGGACAUUGCAUACUCGGCCCAGCAAGCUCUCAACCAGCAGCCGGGAGAGGAGCUCAUGCCCAUUGACCCAGCGCUCCAAGGCUAUGCUGCCGAGUAUGCGCCUGCCAGCAUGGCGCCCUCGUACCCACCAAACGGCGACAUGGUUGUGUCUUCUAUCGAGCAGCAGCACGGCAGUCACGGGCCGAUGGACCAUGUCCAGUACCCAGAGGCGAACGGUCAGCAGCAGGGACCCAGCAUCGAGCCGCUGACGCCCGGGCCGCCAGCGUAUCACGGUCCCGGGCCACGAGAGAAGGGCCAUGGUGGAAUGAACGGUUACAUGCCCUAUCCGCCAACGCAGCACGAUGCAGUCCACCGGUACUCGUCGCCGGUAUCGCCCCAGCACGUGCGCGCACCGUCACCCACAUCACCAACCACACACAACCACAACAUGUUCACCACGGGCUCCGACUUCAUACCCCCAGUCACCCCCACCGCUCACCACCGCACGGCACCUCCGUCGACUCACAAGUCAGGCCGGCGCGGCAGCCGGACGCCAAAGUCAACGCCCGGAGGUCGCCGCCGCGACAGCAAAGACAGCAUUAAGCUCGAGCAGGGCCUGACCAUGGCCAUGACGCUCGGCAUGGGCAUCAAUCUCGACCUGAUCGACCCGAACCUCGACCAAGCCAGCCGCGACCUCAUCAAGCAACUGCAGGCCGAAGAGCACGGGCUGCGGCGCCGCAGCCGCGGCGAGACGACGGCGGCGUCGCCCUCGCACCCGCCUGCGCACGUCACGCCCUCCCGCGCGCAGGCCGGUGUCUAG